Molecule: messenger RNA, 1085 nt
Organism: Aplosporella prunicola CBS 121167
Lineage: Eukaryota; Fungi; Ascomycota; Dothideomycetes; Botryosphaeriales; Aplosporellaceae
Exons: 1
Coding region: 93-944 (283 amino acids)
Source: RefSeq, a predicted model, not a curated record
AAAUAUGUAUCAGGUGCUUUUCUUUUUCUUCAGUCCCCCAACACCAAUUAAGAACCUGCAUAGACGCGCGGAAGCUCAACACCGAGAUAAUCAUGGACGAGGAAUUCUACAUUGGAUUGAACCCCACCGGAGAUGAGGGAAGCUCAUAUCGCCUCCUGAACGACCCUGCAGCACCGUACCAGCGGAAAAAUGUCACUGAGCGCAAGGGCGCGGUCGACGUUCGCUGCUCGCUCGAAGACGUUAUCCAUGGAUUGCCGGACCCGGACAACGAACGCUACUUCGCCAGCCUCAUUAUCCUCAAGUUUACCUUUGACAGCCGCCGCACAGGCCGAAGAAUAAAAGCAGCGAAUAUCUCGCUACAAUUCGCGGCUAUGGAGGACGGCGGAAACGACCCUGAAGUUACAAAAAUUGCUCCGGAUGGCAGCUUCAACCUGGUGGAAACUACGCAUCAGGUGGCCGAGAAGCGGAGUACCGGUCUAAACAUCGGAGCUCCCCCCUUUGCCGGCGCCAAGGCUUCUGUAGACUUCGGUUGGGAGAGGAGUACGAGCCGGGAGGCCAAAAACGCUACAAAAGUUGUGGGGUCGAUUGACACGAGGGGCAAUACCUAUGGCCAGUCGGACACGGCUUCGUGGACCUUGAUGGAAAACAGUACGACCAAAGACGGUGUUCCGUCAAAAAUGCGGGCUGCAAUUUUGCUCAGAAGGCGCGACGAGAAGCCUUUCCAGUGCUUUUUCGAGAUACACGCCACCACGGAUUUCAAAAGCUCCAUCGAGAAACUAUUCGGAUCGAGAACAAGGGACGACCCUAUCUGGUUUAAACCUGAGCUGGAGCCCACGAACAGUCUUCAAGAGUACGAUGACACUGCCCUGGACUCGGUGGACAUUGAAAAGCUGUCCGGUGUCACGUUCGCGACAAUUCUUGAUGACGCAAUCAGACACAUUUGAGCGAGGCGCACUGCGUUGAAGGAAGAUAUUUUUAGAGCACAUUGUCAUUUUCCUUGUCUUGCAUUUGCGGCACAGUAGAGCGAUUUUUCAGAUACCGAAUUCUAUGUGAACGUCUCAAUCAAUUGCAAACUCGUCUCCUCU